Messenger RNA from Paramecium pentaurelia, 1396 nucleotides. The record is from the annotation of a GenBank genome assembly. NCBI's taxonomy places the organism in Eukaryota, Ciliophora, Oligohymenophorea, Peniculida, Parameciidae.
AUGGUUUCUGCCUAUUCAAUAGGAACUGCUAAAAGAGAUAGCCCUAAUAAAAAUUUUGUUCCUGCUCCUAAUGCUUACUCCUUAAAUAACCAAACAACCUCUCCUUAAUGGACGUAUAAUCGUUAUAUAUUUUUAGAAUAGGAGGUAAAGUAAGGAGGGAGAUAAGAAUAAAAUCAUACUCUCCUGGUCCAGGAUAAUAUCCUUAUAAAUCUUAAAUAAAUGGUGCUCCAUGUUGUACUUUUAAGGGUAAACUGAAACAGAAAGUUAUUUCUUAAUCUCCUGGACCAGGCAAUUACAAAGAAGAUUCAUACUUAACCAUUUAAAAACGAAUUCCAUCAUAUAGUAUGGGUGUUAAAAUUGAUAAAAUAAUCAAAAAUUUUGUUCCAGGCCCUGGAACUUAUGAUUUAAAUUAGACUCAUCUAACAAUGAAUUCUAGUAAAUUUCCUAUAGAAAAAAGAUUAAAAACAAUGGAUGAUGGAGCUAGUUCACCUGGACCAGGAUGUAUAUUUUAAUUAUUAUCCUAGAAUACAAUAUGACAAACUAUGAUAAAUUUUCACCACAUAAAUCAUAGCCCUCAUGGGGAUUUGGAUCAAAGAAUAAUUUAAAAAUGCAUUCAUCAUUAGAUAUGAGUUCGCCUGGUCCUGGAAUGUAUGAAUUAAAAAGUACGUUGACACAACAGAGUUUUACAUUAAAGCCAAAAUUAAAGACUUAAGAAUGCGAUAAAUAUAUACCAGGGCCAGGAAAAUACUCUCCUGAUAUUUCAUUUAUAAAAUAUGCUUAACCUGUCUUCAAAAUGGGUAAAGAAUCAAGGAUUCCUUAAUAAAAAAUUUCCCAAAAUCCUGGACCUGGAAGGUAUUACUCUGAGUAAGUUGAAUAAUUAUUCUUAACAUAGAAAUUAUGAUGCCAGAAGUAAAAAAAAGCAGCCUAGCUAUAGUUUAAGUAAAGCAAAUAGAACUUCAAUGUCUGAUUAUGAUUCAUAAUUUGUGCCAGGACCAGGAGCUUAUGAUUGUCCACCAUAAAAAUUAGGUAAUAUCACAAUCAAAGGAGCAAGAACUCAAAUACGACCUUAACGAAUACCAGGACCAGGUUUUUAAUUAAAUUUACAUUAGGAACUUAUAAUCCUUAAGAUAAGUUAUGUUAUUCUUAUGAUGGAUCUGUCAAGAUAGUUAAAUUAGCGAAGUAAAUUAAGGCUUUAUCUUCUGAUAAAUAGCCAGGACCUGGAGCGUAUGAAUUAAAAAAUACUUUAAUGGGACCUAGUUGGGGAUUUGGUAAAUCGAACAAAAGAAAACCCAUUUAUAAUAUUAAUAAUAGUCCAGGUCCUGGUACUUAUAAUGUUCCAUCUAAAUUUGCUGAUGUUCCAAAAUACUUAAAUUGUAAACCUAAAUUUUAAAUUUGA